UGUCGCCCAGCCCGCUCCGGGCAGAAAGACCCAGGAACGAGAGGAGGCAGCGGGUGUGAAGUCAGGCCUCGCAGGGGCAAGAAGGAAGCAGUCCAAAGCCAGCUGGUCUGGCUUUGAAAAAGCAAAGGAGAUAGAGAGGGAGGCAAGUGAGGGAGCGAUAAAGAAAGAGAGAGUGAGUUAGUGUGGAGAGAUAAAGAGAUAGAAAGAGAAAAAGAGAAAGCGGCAGAGUAAGAGAGAAAGGGAAGAAAAAGGGAAAGAGCUUUUGUGUAGAGAGAAAAGAAAGGUAACCUCCACACCUGAGGAGUCAGCCUUAACAGCAGGUUCUGUGAAGGCUUUUGUGGCAUGAGAAGAACAGGACAGCUUUUUUCCCAAGGAGGAGAAAUCAGCAGGAAGCUCUAACAAGAGGGGAGCAUUGAAGGAAAGGAAGAUCGCGCAGGAGAGAGAGAGAGAGAGUGAGAAAGAGAGAAAGACGGAGAAAGGAAGCAGAGGGCUGGACCUGGAUAUUCUUGGUCCAACAAAGAGGAUAUCGCUGCUUUGAUAGUGGGAUUGCUGUUUGGUCACGUCAAGACAAACUGUGACAGACUGAUAAAGCAACCGAGAGAGAAGGCUGAGAGACAGAAAGACAGCGGAGAGCGAGUACGAUGUGCUAGGAGGGGAGAAGGAAGACAAGCUCGGGUGUUUUUCUGAUAUUCUUGUGGUGUCAGAGAGACAAAACAGAACGCAAAGAUGGGACGGAAGAAGAUACAGAUCACACGGAUCAUGGACGAGAGGAACAGGCAGGUCACCUUCACAAAGAGGAAGUUUGGCUUAAUGAAGAAAGCGUACGAACUGAGUGUACUCUGUGACUGUGAGAUAGCCCUGAUCAUAUUCAACAGCUCAAACAAACUCUUUCAGUAUGCAAGCACUGACAUGGACAAAGUCCUGCUUAAAUACACAGAGUACAACGAGCCCCACGAAAGCAGAACCAACUCCGAUAUCGUCGAGAAACUAAGAAACAAAGGACAUAUUGACUGUGGCAGCCCAGACCCUGAUGAUGGUUUUGGGCACAGUCCCCUUGCGGACGACCGUUACGGCAAACUAAGCGAAGAGAGUGAUUUAAUGUACAAGCGCUGUGGUGCGCUAAACAAGAAAGAACACAGAGGCUGUGAUAGCCCGGACCCCGAUGCCUCAUAUGUCCUCACCCCUCACACUGAAGAGAAAUAUAAAAAAAUUAAUGAGGAGUUUGAUAAUAUGAUGAGAAAUCAUAAAAUCCCCAACGCACAGGCCCAGCAGAACUUCUCCAUGCAUGUGACCGUGCCAGUGUCGAACCCCAAUGCCAUGUCCUACAACCCGGGCGCGAUGUCCUUGGGCUCCCAGGCCUUGGCGGCGGCCGCCGCCUCCCUGAGCGACAGCGGGAUGCUGUCCCCCCCCCAGGCGUCCCUCCACAGGAACGUGCUGUCAGGCGGGGGUCUGCAGCGCCCCCCCAGCACCGGCAGUGCAGGAAAUGGCUUUGUCAACCCGAGGGGUUCCCCCGGGCUGCUGUGUACCCCCAGUGGUAAUGGUCUGGGGAAGGUGAUGCCCACAAAGUCUCCCCCUCCACCAGGAGGCAACAUGAGCAUCAACAGCCGCAAGCCCGACCUGAGAGUAGUCAUCCCCCCGUCCAGCAAAGGCAUGAUGCCCCCACUGUCAGAGGAAGAGGAAAUGGAGCUGAACACCCAAAGGAUAAGCAGCUCCCAGUCCAACCAGCCCCUGGCCACCCCAGUGGUGUCAGUCACCACCCCCAGCCUGCCUCCCCAGGGCCUGCUCUACUCAGGCAUGCCCACUGCCUACAACACUGAAUAUUCCCUGAGCAGCGCUGAGCUCUCGUCUCUUCAAGGCUUCGGCUCUCCAGGGCUCUCACUGGGCUCUAUGUCGGCAUGGCAACAACACCAACUGGGCCAGGCAGCUCUCAACUCGCUGGUGAGUGGCAAUCACUUACCUCAAGGCUCCAACCUCUCCAUCAACACCAGCCAGAAUGUCAACAUCAAGUCCGAGCCCAUCUCUCCACCGCGCGAGCGCCUCACCCCGUCCGGCUUCGCCGCCCAGCAGCAGCAGCAGCAUCAGCAGCAGCAGCAGCAACAACAGCAGCAGCAGCAGCAGCAGCAGCAGCAGCAGCAGCAGCAGCAACAGCAGCAGCAGCAACAGCAGCAGCAGGCCCCCUCUAGCCGGCCAGACAUGGGCCGCUCGCCGGUGGACAGCCUGAGCUCCUCCUGCUCCUCAUAUGAUGGCAGCGACCGUGAGGACCACCGGGCCGACUUCCACUCCCCGCUGGGGCUAGGCGGUGGAAGGCCUCCGGCUGGGGGCGAGGAGCGCGAGAGCCCCAACGUAAAGCGCAUGCGCAUGGACACCUGGGUCACAUAAAGAGUCCCGGGUGUACAGCGCCCUCUGGUGGCCAUCUUGGUAACAGCUGGCUGGAAACCCAAAUCUGGACCUUAUCUGGGCCCACAUUGGCCCAGGGGCAGAUUGAUUCCAGUCAGCUGUUAGCAGGGUGGCUGGAGGGAGGAGAGGGAGUGGGCUGAUGCUGGGGGAAGGGGCGAGGGGCCGACAUGACAGGGGACGGGUCAUUGUUGUUGUUGUUGUUGUUAUUAUUAUUAUAAUUAUAAUUAUUAUUAUUAUUACCAUUAUUUAACUUCAUUUCAUUUUGUAAGUAGGUCAAUUGGUGGAGGACAGAGUUGAGAAGAUGUCCUGACAUAUCUAAAUUUAAACCAGCGAAGUCAAAGUGAGAAAAUCAAGUCAAGUGGUCAGGCUGAAUUAUGUGCUCAAGCAGGAGUUAUCAGGUACUCAGCACAGGUCAGGUUUUCUGCAGGACCCCUUGUUUGAGGAGGGGAAAAAAACAAAGUAUAUAUAUAUUACAAAACUCUAGAUAACUGUAGUCACUGGUCCAUUCUGGCACUUACUUGUAGUAGCUGUUUUAUGCUGUUAAUCUUUUGCAAGUUUUGAAGCAAUCAGUGCAAGUAGGAGAGUGGCUUUCUGUCAGAUGGCUCUUGCCUUUGUUUUUGAAUAUUGUGUAACUUCACGUCCCCGUAUGCUUUUUGGAAGUAAACAGACAACACAUUGUCUAAUGAAAUAUUUGACUUUAUCAAAUUUAAUUUGGAAGUAUAGGUCAUGAAUUAAAUACAGGAGGAUGUGGUGGUAUCUAAAUAUUAUUCCCAAUAACACACCAAUAUCAGCAAGUAAGGAAUGUGACAUUAUAUGACAUACUUCACAUGGUUGUUUUAUGUAAUUGGAAACUAUACAAACACUUUUAUUGGUACCUUCUUUUGUGACUUCAAAUCAGUGGGAAAAUCUAUUUAAGCCAUGAAAUCUAAGUCCAGUUGAACUGGCAUCAACAGCAAGCUUUUCUUGCUCACCUCAAACAACUUAAUGGUAACGUAAGCCAAAGCUGUAUGUUUAUUUUUUUUGUUUUAUCUGAAGAGGUUUGGAGACAACUAACACUUCCUCUCCAGACACUUAUUUCCUUUUCAGUUCUGUUAUAAUUGUGCUUUGUUACAUACAACACAAAAAUAACAUGCAAACCAGAUCUUGAAACAAUAUUGAAAGCCAUGAACACUUGAUGUUCUGUUUGUAAAUUAAAAAUUUGAGCCAAACAUUUUUUUUGUUAUGUAUAUAGCAACUUUAAUAUAUAUCACCUUUGGUGUAAGUACGUAUGUAUUGUACCUUCACCAGAUUCAAGGAAAAAAAGUAUAUUUUUGUGGAUUACUGCCAGAUUUAUAAGGCGAGAUCCUUAUUAAGUAGAGUAUUCACUGGUUCAUAUUUACUAUUUUGUUAACAAUACUGUACUUUCUUCAAAACUGAAUUAUUAUCGUUAAUAAUCAAAGUGUUUUUAUUUUAAAGAAGGUGGUUUUUGGGUCGUUUUCCCUUUAAUGGUGGUGAAUGUCUGUCCAUACAAAAAAUUGUAAUAACAGUGCUGUAAGUUUAAAGCUUCACUCUAUCUUUAUUUUCAAAGUUUUGAUUUUUGUCAAAGAUAAUCAUGAUGCUCAAGAACAUCUGGUUUCUUUCCUACAGCGAUUGUGUUUAGGACAGACCCAAGGCUGCUGAAUACACUGCCCUCCUUUCAAACCACACGCUCCCAUAUCAGCAUAGCUUAUUCAAUCAUUUUCAGUUGCCUAAUUCUAAAGACAUAUCAUAAUACUUUGUUCAUAAAAUUGCCCCCAAGAUUAUUUAUAAACAAUUGUAUGCUUCAUUCUGUCAGUUGUUUUCUUGCUGCAUACUUUCAUAUACAAUUGAAAUCCACACCAAUUGAACAUGUACACAAAAAAAAGUUUAUUGUAAAUAUCCUAACAUUGUGUAACUAUCUGCAUACAAUAUGUACAGGACACAUUUUUUCCUUUAUUUUAUUUUGCAAAUUUGGCUCAUUAGACUGUCAUCUGCAUCAAAUUCCCUUGAUGACCAAUAGGUAUCAAAAAAAGUUGUUCCACAGCAUCUCCCGCAUACAAAAAAAAACAAUGCAUUCUGUAGCACUAGAACAUGGGAGGUCUUUCUACUCCCUAGCAGGCUGCAGUGUUUGGCUUUCGUGUUCCUCACUACGAGUAUGUUUCUCUUCACUCCAUGCAUCCAGCUUUGGUUAAGCUGGUCCCCUGCUUGCAUCGUUUCUCGCCCCCAUCCAUCCAUCCCUCCGCAUAUCAGUGAACCCUGAACCGGAUUCAGUCCUGAUCCGGCGUGGUUCAGCCGAGCCUGCGCCUGUUCAGGGCCGGAUGGGUGUCCAGAGUGAGCUGCUAUGGCCCAUGCCCGCUACUCGACCAGGGGGGAAAGAGUCAGAAGAUUCAGCAGCUACAGUCAGAGACCUAGACAAAUGAUGACAGACUUGACAUGAUCUCACUGCUGGAUUGCACAAGUUUUUAUUGUGAAACAAACAAAACAAAAGUUUGCUGUAAACAAAAGGAGUCUCUCUUUACAUUUCCUAUCUAUUUCUGUGUGUGAUGCCAUAGCCAGAUAUAGUAUAUACCUCCCUUCUCUGUCCUCACAAACAAAACUAAACAGUGAGCUGUGCGGACAGCUUGCCAUUAGCUGAUAUUGAUCUAUGCAGUCCUCAGACAAAAUACAAGCCCAUAGGCUGCCCUGGCUUUUCUGAAGUUAUGUCUCUCUCUUCCUUAACUGUAUGUAGUAUACAUGCUCAGGCAUUGAACAGUGGGAAAAUAUGACUGUUAACCUCUUUCCCUUAAGUGCUUACAUCUUUUCAUUGGCAGAAAUAUCAUAUCAUAUACCAUACAGAUGGCAACAAUUUGUAUAGUCACCUCAGCAUUUAAAUUGUAUUGAUGUGAGCCUUUUAAUCAGUAGCUGUAGAUUUGCCCCAAGGAAAUGUUCAGACGUCAGGCCAUAUGAAUUUUUACUUAUCGAGUCAAUAUUUUUGGAGACUUCAUCAAUCCGAUCAACACAAUCAAAGCCUUUUUAUGUACUAAAGCAAUAAUGCCAUAGCGUAUGGUAUGGCUUAAUGGCACUAUUAAUAUCAUAUCACCACAGCAGUUUGCUCCUGUUGUUCCUCACACACAUACACACACACACACGCACGCGUACACACACACGCAUGAGCACACACACACGCACGCACACGCACGCACGCACUUACACACACACACACACAGUGACUCACACACUCACUAUGCACAAAAUUCUCAAUUGGGGAUCAGGGACUUUCUCUAGUUUCAUCAUAAAUGCACAGUCAAUGGAUGGCCUUAUUCCAAAGAAACUGGUGACAUGAAUUAGAAUUAAUCACAUGUGGCAGGAAAAUCAGUCUAAGGAUGCCCUCAUUUUAUCAUUGUUCCACAAAAGCUUUUUGGCGCUGUCAGACUAGUAUGCUCCACACCACAGGAAAUACAUAGCAAAUCUAAAGAGACCCCAAUGCUCCUUCGCUCUGUGUGCUGUGUCAGAUAUCAUACACAACUGUUUAAAUGUGAAAGGAAGGGAUAUGAGGAAAAACGAGGAUGAAGGACUGUUUGUAGAUGACUUUCUUCACUUUGCUGUGCAAGAGUACACUGCUUUGCUUAAUGGCUUUUCUAAAACAGAACUAUGUAUUUGGUAAUUGUUUGUAGUUACUAGUUCACUUCAAGAAGCUGUUUGCGGUUUGUCUGCUCAAACCGUUUGGCGGCACAAGCUGGACUUUGUUGCCAUGAGUGAAACAACAUGUUUCAGAAAAAAAAAAAUCAAGAGAGAAUUUUAAGUUAAUCUGCAUUAUAUUUCCCUUGAAUGUGUUGUUUUAUCUUCACUAUACAAUAAAUAUUCUAGUGAACUUUUUAUCGAAUGACUAAGAUAUUAUGCUAGAGAUUGUUGUACAAAUUUGUAUUCUGCAUUCACUAAAGUAAAGAUAUUGGCUUUUACUGUGUAAUAUAGGUCCUCUCGCUUAUUCUGUACAAACUGAAGUGAGCAAUUCUGAAUCUGAUAAGACUUUGUGACGUCCAACAUGUGAAGUCCCCAAUAACAGAACCUGUCAGCUCAAUUAAAAUAUCAAUGUACUCCCAAA
Molecule: messenger RNA, 6475 nt
Organism: Clupea harengus (Atlantic herring)
Lineage: Eukaryota; Metazoa; Chordata; Actinopteri; Clupeiformes; Clupeidae
Gene: mef2aa
Product: myocyte enhancer factor 2aa
Biological process (GO): positive regulation of transcription by RNA polymerase II; cell differentiation
Molecular function (GO): RNA polymerase II cis-regulatory region sequence-specific DNA binding; histone deacetylase binding; protein dimerization activity
Source: RefSeq, a predicted model, not a curated record